Lolium perenne is the source of this 2769-nucleotide messenger RNA. RefSeq lists its product as uncharacterized. Lineage: Eukaryota; Viridiplantae; Streptophyta; Magnoliopsida; Poales; Poaceae. The record is from RefSeq and is a predicted model, not a curated record.
AGGGUGGAGCAAGAACUAUAAUAAAUAGCGGAUGGAGAAAGGCUCCGGGUCUUAGUGGCUAGCUCAUGUGAGGCUGAGCUAUACAUCCACAUCUGCCUUAAUUAAAAAUCCACAGGGGUUCCUCCCUCUGCAGGUCUAGUUUUUUGAGAAAGACUUGGGGUCUGGGUUCCUCCCUCUGUGGAUCUACUUUUUUGAGAAAGACUUUGGGUCUUUGGUUAGCACACGAGGUCGUGUGCUAGGCAGCCCAAGAUCAAGCCUCAAAUCUGUCUUAAUAAAAUACCACGGUGGUUUCUCCCACUAUCGGUCUGGUUUUAUAAUAAAUAGCAUGUACAUCAGAGACACGUCAACAGGAAACGCUUUGUCUGAUUCUGCCUGAGUCCUUGCAGACAAUUAGUUUUCACAUGACUCAUGCAAUGAAGGCCAGCCGAGAUGUUUAAUCAUGAUGGGCAGCAGUAGAGUGUAUCCACCUUUUCCAUCAACGAGUAUUAAGGUGUUGGCGAUCAACAUAGCCCCAAUUAGCAAUGGAGAGUAUCUGGCAACUAAUUAAUGAGUGGGAAAUUCAGUUGCUAGUGCUUCUCAGCUUUAUCAUACAAGUGUUCCUUUUCUUUACUGGCAGUCUUCGCCGAUGUAGCAAAAACGGGCUACUUAGGGGCACCAUUUGGAUAGCCUAUUUGGGAGCAGAUGUGGUAGCAGUUUAUGCCCUUGGGUUCCUAUCACGACAAGAGGAUGCCAUCAUGGAAAAUGGUACAUUAAGGAGAACCCACCCCCUAGCUUUCUUUUGGGCGCCCUUCCUCCUCAUUCAUCUAGGAGGACAGGAUACAAUCACUAGUUUUGCAAUAGAGGACAACAACCUGUGGCUGAGGCAUCUAUUGAAUCUGGUAGUUGAGGUGACCUUGGCCUUGUAUGUAUUCUGGAAAUCAACUAUUUGGCGCGAUGUGGAACUUCUUGUUCCCGGCAUAUUUGUAUUUGUUGCAGGGAUUAUCAAGUAUGGAGAGCGAACAAUGGCUCUCAGGUAUGGGAACCUUUACAAUAGUAGAUCAGCUGGCAGUUCCUUUUUUAAUGAGAACACUCCACAGAUGGGUCUAUAUGAUGGAUAUUAUGGUUUUAUCUGCUUUGCAUUGCUAUGGGCUUCCGGAAUCCGAAUGCUGUUUGCAAGGCGUAUGACUGACGACAUAGACAGUCAAUUUGAGAGGCCUGCUCGUAUGAACGCGCUUUUUUUCUUUGAUGAGUAUACUACUAACACACUUGAUCACAGCCAGUUGGUCAAGUUGUUAGAUGUAGAGCUUGGUAUAAUAAUGUAUGAUGAUCUCUACACAAAGGCUCCAUUGCUGCGUAAAAGGAGUGGAAUCAUACUCCGCUGCAUCUCUCAGGUGUCUGCUAUUGUUGCUCUUGUGCUCUUCUCUAUUACUAGCAAAAAACAAGGAGAUAGAUAUGGCAGAGCUGACAUUGUUAUCACUUACAUAUUAUUUACCGGAAGUUUACUUCUAGAAGUUUGUGCAAUGAUUACGAUGUUGGCAUCACCUUGGACAUGGGCAUGGCUGGAGGCUGAAGGGUACCAAAGGCUCGCUUCUAUAUCCAGGUUUCUUCUCUCCAGCAAAGUGUUUGGAUUGCCCGAGACUAGGCUGUUGUGGUCAGGAAUAAUGGGGCAGUACAGCCUUUUAAGGUAUAUAGGCUUCAACGAGCAGGUAAACCUCUCCCAGCGAGUGAUGAGCAUGAUCAGGAAGAUGGCUGGAGCAUUGGGCAUUGGGGAGGCGAAGAACCUGUUCUGGUUAAGCAAGCUGUUGGACACCACGAGCGAGGUGGUGGAUGACAAGAUCACAGAGUUUUUAGUGGAGGAGAUUCGACAUUUUACACAUGGGGGCCAAAGGCAGUGGCCACAUCUCGGUCCAUUCUUGAAGGAAACAGUAACAUUGAGGACGGAUUUUGUUACUACCAUAUCUCUGUUGCAUCUAAUGACAGAGAUUUAUUUAAGUGAGGUGUCAGCUUCCACUUCUGGUGACAUUGGCGGGGAUUCCGCUGCUCUAGCCAAUGUCUGCCGGAAGCUCUCUAACUACAUGUUCUACCUUGUUGUUGCACACCCAGCUUCUGCUUCCUUGCUACUGGUAGCCGCUGGCAGUCCUGAAUCUGCAAUAGAGAAAGUUCGUGAGAACUUUUUGGCUGUGUUGAGCAGUAGCAAGGAUGACACUCUGCAUGCAGCCAGCGUGGAAAUCCGGAAAUUAGUUGAGUUACCUUUGAUUGAGAGAUAUGAAGAAACACUUGAGGAGCUGAAAAACAUGUGGCUCAGGCUUCUUAUCUAUGCUGCCGGUAAGUCACGCCCGGAGGAGCACGCUGCACAGCUGGCCAAAGGAGGGGAGCUCAUCACCUUCGUCUGGCUGCUCAUGGCCCAUUAUAAGCUUGGGGAUUGCGGGAGCCAACGGAUCGAUCUUACACAGGCACGAGGAAAUGAUCCGGACAUACCUCCUCUUGCCCUCCGCGCCUUCAAUCUCUAAGGGAUCUACGGCAGCGACUAAUAGGGUACGAAGGCUUGGGGUGGGAGCACUAGGACACCAUUGUGUCAAAUGCAUCCAUCUGCAGAUCCUGGCUGUUAGGGCUACUAUGUGCCACCAAUGCUACCCCUUAUGUCAGUACUACCAUCUAAGAAGUCAUGAGUCAAUUGGUGGAUAAUAGAACUUCUUUCAAUUGUUGAUGUUAAUGAUUUAUGCAAAAGCACUGUAGUGACCAAUUGAACUCAUUAUUUAUGGUGCUAGAAGGUCACCCAAAAGUGCAACA